This is a messenger RNA of Hibiscus syriacus, 1464 nucleotides long. Its product is annotated as protein TIFY 4B-like. Gene Ontology annotation, biological process: regulation of jasmonic acid mediated signaling pathway; response to wounding; regulation of defense response. Lineage: Eukaryota; Viridiplantae; Streptophyta; Magnoliopsida; Malvales; Malvaceae. Bases 101 to 1108 code for a protein of 335 amino acids. The transcript is spliced from 9 exons. Gene Ontology annotation, cellular component: nucleus. The record is from RefSeq and is a predicted model, not a curated record.
CACUUAUCAAAAAAAGAAAAAGAAAAAAAGAAGGAAAUCCAAUCCCUCACCUUACUCCAUUUCAUCGAUCUAUCUCACCGAAACUUGGAAACCGGACGACAUGUCAACCGGAGAAACGGUCUGCCGGUCGCCUCUUUACAAGCCUAUCAGCCAACUCACCGAGGAUGAUAUUUCCCAGGUCACUCGCGACGAUUGCCGCUGUUACCUCAAAGAGAAAGGGAUGCGGAGACCGUCGUGGAACAAAUCGCAGGCGCUUCAGCAGGUCAUCUCACUGAAAACUCUUCUUGAAACGACGUCGGAUUCGGAAGCUGCCGAAGCUUCCAAGAAACUUUACAUUCCCUUCCCCGAAAACCCUCCUCGUUCAAACCAGUUGAAUCAAAUAAGAUCUUCACAGUUCGUCUCUGAUUCAACCGUUCUACCGGAUGAAACGACGCAUCGUAGCGGGAUCUCAGUUCCGGUAUCCAUCCCUCGUAUCCGUCCAGAUCCCUCGAAAUUCAAAUUUUCCGGCGAAAAUUCAGUUCGAACCGCCGUAUCUGGAAAUGACUCUGUUUCUCCAAGACUGAAAAAUUCUCAAUGGUCCAGAUCUGUGAGUAUAGCAAAAGAGCCAGCUGGACAGAUGACAAUUUUUUAUUGUGGAGAAGUGAAUGUCUAUGAUAAUAUUCCUGGCUUCAAGGCCGAAGCAAUCUUGCAGUUUGCAGCAAGCCAGGUCCUAUUUCCUCAGGAAACUCUAGUUGAUCAAAGGACUACACCAUUUUCCUUUCCAUGCCAUUUACAGGCUGCAGUGAAGGUGGCAGAAAACUGUCAAUUUCCUCAAGAAGAUAGCAAUGUAUCUUGUGAUGACAGCCUUGAAGGUCCCAUCAACAGGAAUGCAUUGGUGCAAAGAUAUCUUGAGAAAAAGAAAGACAGGUUUAAGAACAAGAGAAAGUUGGCAACAUCUUCAUCUCGUUCCUUAGACGUCUACUCAAAUCAAAUGGGAGAUAAGUUCUCAAAUGAGCAUGUGAAGGAAAGCGAAUCGCAUUCUUCUACACGAGCACGACCACCUCAUGUCUCUUUGGUGAAACUACAUGGGAAAUCAUCCCAAGAUUGCCAGUCUCAGUACUCAUCCUGAUGCCAAAGAUAAAUUCAAAGUACGAUGUUGGAUCAGCAUUCGACAUGAGAUGAUGAAAGAGUGCUGACUGUAUAAUCUUCAUUGUAAGAAUCCGUUGCAUAAUGUUAGACCUGUUGUAUUAGUUGCGGCCAUUAUCAUCAAGUUAAAUGAGGAAUUUAGUUCAGGUUCGAAUCCCCUCUUUUCCAAAUUAGAGAAAAAAGAGUGAUCCUAGUGGAAUCUUGAACCACUACCAUAUUAACUUUUAUUAUGGUUUGUUAGAUGCGUGGCAACUGGGUGGUCGUAAUUUGUAGGUAGCGUAGAUUCCUUUUUGAAUGAUUUAGUAAUGUUAAUCUCUGGUUAUAGAUAAGGGCAAACUU